CGUCGCAGCCGCGUAUUAGUAGCCGGUUGAACGGCGAGCGAAACGCCGCGCACGUCCAACGGUCCGUUUCACCGCGUAUUCCGCCGCGCGUUAUUUAAUUUUAUUCAUUUUUCAUUUUCGUUUUUUUUUUUUUUUUCCGUCGCGAGUUUCACGCGAUGUAUUCGGCGGCGAAACAAUUGGCCCGCGGGCGGCUGCUUUCCGGGGCGGUCGGCGGCUGUCCGCGUCGCGGCCACUCCGGGACGGCGGCGGCGUCGUCGAGGGUCGUGAACGGCGUGCGCCACGAACGCGGCGAGUACGGACGCGUGACCGACGACGACGUCCGUCACUUCAGGUCGCUGCUGGGAGAACCGAACGUGGUGACCGGCGCCCAAAACGUCGGGCCGUACAACGUGGAUUACUUGAAGCACGUGCCGGGUAAGCCCGCCGCAACACGCCCAGUCGUAAUUCGCGGCUACUGUUUACAGCCGGGUUUUUAAAACGUCGCGGGGAGCGGCUCGCUGUUUCGGAUACUCGCGUACACAGUAGUGUCACGCGACUCGCGGCGCACACGAGUGUUUUUUUUAUUGCCCCCCCCCCCCCCCGUGCGUCGAUCUGCAGCGGCCCAGACGUCCGGCGCCAGCUCGUUUCGCGACUCGAACUUUUCAUAGUAAUACGUUCUGACGAGACAAUUUUUAACAUUGUUCCCGUGCUUUUGACCGGCGUUUUUUUUUUUUAUAAACGUUUUUCGAAAUCGGCCGGUAGAAUGUCAAAAAACGAUAGAAAAAUAUUACGUCGACUGUUGACGACGAGUGGACGGCGGUGGAUCCACUAAUCGUCUCUCCUAGAAGCUGAUCUAAGGGGCCAAAGAGGGGGGGGGUUCAAUGUCCUAUCGGCCCGUAAAGCGAUUUCGUCAACAUUUGCGACUCGGGUUGAAAUGAAAUCAAAAUGUGUGGAGGCCCUACGCCCUCCCCUGCAAUGAGUUAUCCUCCCACCUAUCCCUGUCGAGUCAUUUUCUUCCGUUGCCCUUUUCCCCGAAAAACAGCAUCUGCGGACAGUAAAUUAUUGGGGAAAAGUCUGAUAUCGUUAAAACGUUGAAAACAAUUUCCAAAACAGGAAACGAAAACGUUUGUUUCGCAUAGUAUUAUUAUUGUUUCUGCUCACGUACUGCUGCUCACUACAAUCUGGCGAGAAUGUGUCGGAAAUGCGUUUUCGUUCGGACAACGGACGGUCAGGGUUCAAAACCAUCAUCAACCUUCUCGUAGUCGACCUUAUCGAUUUUCGCAACAAUCCGUUUCAUCUUCAAAUGCCCCGUCAUUUAUCAUCGCGUUUUUAUUCUCGUUUUCCGCACUCUCGCGUACACCGAGGCCGCGGUUUAAUUUCAAACUUUGUUCGCACCGUCCGUGUCUGUCUGUAUAAAAUAUGACGUAAUACCGAUUAAACCGCGUUUCCGAGGCUGCCGUUUUAUCGUGAAAGGUGGUUUUUUUUUUUAAAAAAAAUUCCGAACAGAACGAGGAAUGUUAUUAGUAUAUUUACUUUUUUCCUGUCUGUGCGUAAACAAGUUUUCGCCCAGUGAUGGUUUAUCACCGAGUACAACAUACCACGGUAUACAAAUAUCUGGAACAUUUUUACGAAGCCAAAUUACGUGUCCGCGAAAUUUAAAAUGUAUGAAAAGCUAUUUAUAACUUUAAAAAAAAAAAAAAACUUGUCUAUAAAACGGUAAAUAUUUGAUGAAAAUCUCGAGCAAAAUAUUUACAGAAAUCUUAAACAUUCCGGUUUUUUUUUAUCAUAUUUCCGCAACCUUUUUCUCCGUACAGUAUUGAUAGAAAUAUCACAAGAAAAAUCGGAAAAUGUCCCACCCGAUUUACAGACAGAGACAGAAGAGAAAAAAAAACAUAUUUGUCGUUCCGGUCAUAAUUGAGAAUUCACACGAAUAUUAGGUACACGAGUACAGGCGAAUGUUUGGAGGGAGUGAGAGUUUAGAGAGAUAUAUUUCCCUCUUCAAAUUUUUUUAAAUGUACUUUUUUAUAUGAUCCUCUAUUUUUAAAAUUUAAAUUUCUUUAUUUUUUAAUCGGAAAAAUUAACAAUUCUAUGUGUUCGUGCCUGUAAGAUAUCUAGUUAAUAUUAUGCAACAAAAAUCUGUCCUAGGAUAAUAGGGACGGGUGCUGCUACUGUUGUAGGUAAUUUAAGGUACAGCUGUAUAAUAUUUGUUUAAUAUUGUACCUAUUUUCCCGUUUUUCCUACGUUAUUUCUGGUAUUUCCCGUUUGUUGGGAAAACUCCCGGAAAAAUCGAAAAACGACCUCCUUAAAGUACCUCCCCGGGCAGAUUUCCUUUUAGAAAAAGCGCUGCACUUGAAAAUCGGAGCGAAAUUGCUGGUAGAAAAGUUGUCCACAGAAAAAUAGAACAAUAAAUAACACGCAUCGUUGUAAAACCCCGCUCCACACGGAAUCUAAAAUACCUAAAUGUAUGCAUUUCCUUGUUUCAACGAAACCUAACAUUCGAACCCGGACACACUGUAAUAGUACGGAUGAAGUUGGAUUAGAUUUCCACACAGAACCGCGCCAAUACUAAAAUUUACGAUACGAGUAGAUUAUUGCACCGCGUUUCACGACUUUUUGGAAUUAUAAUAAAAGGAGUUGACAAAGGGACGUCAUAACGAAUAUUAAUGGUAAAAGACGACCGCGAAACCGGGUUCGGCCGUAACUGUCGUCCGAGCCGCGACCGCCUUUGUCGAAAAAAAUUCUAUUCCCGAAAACCGGUUCGCGACGUGGUUUUUCGCGGCGGCGUACUCUGGCGGAUUUUUCAAAACGCGCCGGGGAUACCGAGUAAUAAUAAUACCGAGGCAUCUAAUUUAUAGAUUCUAAAUGAUGCGAAGAAUGUAUUGGUUUUACUAGUUAUCGGUAUGAGUUUUUUUUUUUUGUUUCUGCAAAACACUUUUCUACCAGAAAUUUUGCUCCGACUAAAUACUGUAUAGUAACUCUCUUGUAGAACUUUUGAUCUAGUUAGUGCUUUGGGGAUUGAGAAAGUUAUUUUGUUUUGAUUUAUCAAAUUGCUAUGUUACCUUAACAACAAGGAAACAAAUACAACUAAUAAUACUCUGCUCAGAAUUGUUUUUCGUUAGCAAUGCUAUAACUUUGCGUACAAAUAUAAAUUAAAUGACUCUGUGUAUCCUUCCUACUACCUUCCCUUCUAAAACAGAGACACACCGGCCUAACCCCGAAGUCAUAUAAGUUAUAUAUAUAUAUUUAUAAACAACAUUAGACUUAUCAAUUUAGUUACUUCAAUUAAAAGACUUAGGAAUAACUUAAACAAUCAAUUAAAAGCACAUUGAGUGUGUCCUAAAAAAAUGUCUGCGUUUAUUAGGUUUUAUUAAGCACCAGCCUUCGGAUUUUAAAGAUUUGCGAUCAUUUAAGUUCUUACGAUUACGUUUUUGUUAGAUCCAUUAUUUUAGAAUACGAAUCGAAUUUGAAGUUCGUAUUCAGCAGUGGACAAUAAUUCCAUUGAGCUCGUACAAAACUGUUUAAUGCGAUUUAUUCGCCUUUAAAUUCGAUUUAACUAUUAAUAAUCAUGAUUAUACGCAGAUACUUUCUAAAUAUUCCCAACUCUUGUGUCUAGACGUGAUCUAGCGGUUAUUUCCUUCGUUUAUAAAUUAAUCAAUGGUAUACAAUUUAUGCAACCCGAUUUAUUAAUAAGUAACCCUUUUAAUAUUUCAGCCUACAUUGGCUCAACCUCUCUAUUUCAUGUACCAACACGCAGCACAUAUUAGUUAAAAUACUCCUCUAUUCCGAAGGUUUUAUGUAAUAAACUUCCGACAAAUGCCGACUUUUUUUAUUUUUACCUUUAGCGACAACUUUAAAUUCGUACCUAAUAUUGAUAUGUGAUACUGGGUAAUACAAAACCGAUUUAUUUUAUUCUGUUAUUUCUAAAUAUCUAAGCAUUUUUAUCUGUACUAUUGGGCUUCUGCUCGUUUUAUUCUUUUUUUUAAUAACUAUUAUUAUUAUUAUCAGUAUUAUUUUUAAUUUUUGACGUUAUACAGAUUAAGUUUUAAUUUUUUUGUGCUGAAAAUUAAUUUUCUUAAUAAACACGUUUGUAGUCUGAGUAAUUGUUGCCCGUGUAAGGAAGUUUUUACAAUUUUUACAGUUUAAAAGCUCACACGGAACCGUAAAUUGUUGUCAUGACACAUCGUGUUUUCGGAUAAUAACUUGAUUGUGGAUAUUUACCUAAUUAAAUAGAAAUAAUCUGACGUACCGGUACGUCAGAAUAAUAAACUCGAACGGGGCAUCGACCAAACCGCUCUCCUCAUAAUUCGAACUCUAGAAGAAAAAAUCGCAGUAGUAUAAUUUUGCGCAAUCGUUAAAAUAAUAGACGCAAACUGCACAGUUAUAUUAUUUAUUGUUUACAUAGUGGUAACGUAAAUAUUUUGUAGCUAACCACCUAAUAGUAUUUGAAAUAUAGUUGGACGAAAUUCGCUUCAACCAUUUUGAGCGCAACAGCGAGAGGAAUUGAUUUUACGGUAAUCACGAUGGUGAUUUUUUCGCAGCUUUCUGUCUGUUAUUUGGUCCUGACGAUACGUUGCGAAAAUUAUUUUUUAACUACUUGUAGUUCUCUGUGUAACAAGGGAAAACCGAGUGAACACGUAAAAAAAAAAAAAAAUUGAAGUAUUUUGUUUCUGCGGUUAUUGUCGGAUUUUGUUUUAUUCAAUAUUGAAAAUAAAUCUUAACAGACCCUUAAACAUUCACCGAACACUAUUUUAUCGGAACUUUAUAGACGUGGCAGAAUUUUUAAAAUAUUCUAGCCUGUUUCAACUAUUUACUGUAGCUAGGUAUUUGAAAUUGUCGAGGUUUUAUAAUUUUUACUUGGUUUUAUGUGAACAAAGGUUUGGCUUCUCAAAAAUGACCGCAAAUUUCAUAAAAAAUUCAUCAUAGGUUGUUUUCCCCACAAUAUUUUUAAAAAAUUUAAAAUUCUUAUAGUUACGACUAUCCUAUACAGCAAUAUAUCCCGCCUUUCGACACCUCAACUUCCCACCUAUACAGAUCAUCGGCCUAACCAUGAAUAUUAUCCUAUCUUUUUCUGAUUCUGAAUUGAGUCGAGGAAUGUAUACUGGUUUAACCAGUAUACGAUGACAAACGCUUACUAUUUUAUUUAUUCGGUCUGUAAACAACUUUUCCACCGGAGACCGUGUUCCAAUCGAAAAAUGACUAGAAACCUUUUUUGUUGAAUUUCGGAUUUAGUUAUAGUCAGUAAGAAAGUCAACUUUUGAUUUUCCAAAGCAGUUUUCAUAAUAAUUAGAAAAACCCGUAUAACCGCGAAGUUAAUAUUUUUAUUUACUCGAAUAUUUAUAAGCUGUGGGGCGGUAAUAACGGUUUCCUAAUUAAAACCGCCGUCCGUUUUCGAUUUUUCCCCCAAUUCGAUCACCCGGACUGUCCCCUAGACAAUUUAUUAUCAACACAAAUUAGUUUCCUUUCACUCGCCUGGACUCCCACACGCCGUGAUGUAGACAUAAAUAUACGAACGCGGACGGGGAGCCCAUAGAAUUUCCUAUCAUUCUUUCGUUUAUUGGAGGGUCUGCACUCUGAAACGCGGUAUAGGGCGGAAAAUAAAUUUAAUUAUUUGUAUACACAAUGCAAAAACAAAUAAUACCACAGACCGCAUAAUAUGUCUGCAGUCACUUAGAUUUUGAACGCGGUGAACAAGUAAACUGCAAUGACUCGCCUCCUCUGUGCAGCUUCUCUGUUCUGAUUGUUUCGACUGCGACUCCGCAGUUCACCGCAAUGACACCGUCCCACCGUAAUUGUUAUUAUUACUGUGAUCAUGAUUAGACGUAUAUUAUUAAUAUUACUGUCAUUACAACUGCCGCAGUGUGUACAUAUAGGUUUAAUUAAACCGUGUAUGUUUUCAGAAGAACCGACGAUUAGGUGGGUCGUCAGUUCGUCAAGAGUGUUAAGGUUAGGUUAACAAGUUAACUAAUCGACAGAACACGAUUAAUAAGCCCUGGUGUUUUUCUAAUUAGUUUUUGAAACAUUAAAAUAUUAUUUCGGAAGGCUGCGCAAAAUUAACUAAAAUUAUUCAGGAAUUAUACCGUUCGACAGGGCCGUAUCAAGGUACAAUGGGGUCGUUUUCCCCGGGGGCGCCAAAGCUUUUUAAAACUAUGGGGCACCCGGCUCGAUAUAAAACUCGAAAUAAAAUUAAAAAUAUCACUUCUUCGUUGUUUUAUUUUUAAACUCUUUGUCAGAGUAAUAAUGAAUAUUAUUCGGUAAUUAGAAGUGCGACCUAAUAACGCAUAAAUAGUACGUGUACCUAGAAAAAAACUGAGGACUUAGGAAGAAUCUUAUUUGAUAGAGGUAAAAUGUUGAAAUUUGAAUAUGAAUUUAAUGACAUUUUAUGAAAAACAACGCAUUUUGGAGGAAAGGGAGAGGAUUUACCCUCAAAUCAUCCUCAGAUAAGAUCUUAAUAGAGACUGUACAAAUUUAUGUCCCUGGGCGUCAAAUGGCUUGGCACGGAUCGGCCAUUCGGGAAAAACUCUUACGGGAACAAGGUCCGGAAACCUGCAACGAGAUGUAUAUGUUAGAUUAGGUUUUCGUACCAAGCGACGAAUCAAAGAUAACGCACUUGUUUGUCAAUACUUACACAUCGGAUGUAACAUAACGAUCAACGGGCUUUGUUGCGGAAUGGUUAUAUUAUGUGUCCCGUAGAGGCUUAAGGGGUCUCGCAAUAUAAAUAGCAAAUAAAAGGCAUUCCGCGUUUUAACGAUUACGACCCUUUAGAUUUUAUAAAGAAAAAAAUUGACUACGCCUUGGCGGAAUAAUUUAUUUUAUGUAUUCGUUUUUAUCUCGGUAAACAAUGGUUUUGAUCCACUUCAAGAAAGAAGAUCGAUGAAAAGGUGUAUUGACGUAAUGGAAAAGGAUUUGGAAAGCUUAGGAGUUUAAAACUGGUUACAGACAGACAGACAGAGGGAGAGAUAGAUACUUGAUUUCUCUUAAUUUUAACCGUUAAUACCUAUUACUCGGCGAGUAAUUUAUUGAAAAAAUAAAAGUAGACACUCUUGCGUAAAGCCUUUGUGGCUUUGUCGCAAUAUUAUUUACGGACAAGUCGGUGUCGGAAAAAACAAAAUAUUAUUAUGACGCGCGUUACGAGAACGUCACACGUGCAUUCGUUGUUUCUGCCUUUUAAACGCAAGAUGUAGCAAAAAUACGCUUACGCAGAACGCACAGAACUCGCUUAGUUUUGAUUUUAGAGUAAAAUCACUUGUGAUGAAAUUAAUGAAGAACAAUAUUCCGGAGGGCGAGACGUUGCGCAUUUUUGAAAAAAUUAUAUUUAUUUAUUUUUUUUUUUUUUAAGUUUUAUCCGGUUGUAUUCUGAGAAACGGGAAAAAAACGCAACGUUUCGCCCUGCGGAUUACCGUUCUCUUUCGAUUUUACAACGGGCGUUUUUACUCUAAAACCAAAAUUAAUAAGCGAGUUCCGCGCAGACCGUGCAAGGUGUGGAUUUCGCUUAUAUCGCCCGUCAGUCGGACCGAGACGGCGCGACACGCGGUUAUAGCGUCCACUCGGGAGGUACGGCGGAAACACGCGAAAUAUCCGAAAACGUUUUAUCCCGACGGUAUUUCGGCCGGAAAACGCGCCGUCGGAAACGUACGCGCGGGACCGAAACCGCAUCGCACACGUCCGGAAAAUGGUCCGCGCGUAGCGAGCGCGUGACAUCGCGAGUCCGUGCGACAGACGGAAACGGCGAUCGGUGCGCCGUCCCCGCGACUGGCCGUCCGGAACUCGUACCGUCGUAAAAAAUUGUAUCGCCGUUAUUGUAAUAUUGCACGCCAUUGUAUUCGCGCUGUUUUAUCGCAGCGGCUAUUGAUAAGCGGUUAAUAAUGUUGUUGUUGUUGUUGUUGUUGUUGUCGCGUGUCGUGCCGCGCGCGCUGCAGGCAACACCGAGCUGGUGUUAAAACCGAGGACCACGGAGGACGUGUCGGAAAUACUCAAGUACUGCAGCGGCAGGAGACUGGCGGUGUGUCCGCAGGCGGGCAACACGGGCGUGUCGGGCGGCGGCGUGGCGCUAUUCGACGAGGUGGUCGUAUCCACGCAACGGAUGAACAGUAUAAUUAAUUUCGAUCCCGUGUCCGGUAAGUAGUGUUCGGCAUGGUCCGAGUAUUAAUAAUAAUAAUAACGAUAAUAACAACGGUAAUAAUAUAACGCGUCCGGCGGGAUAUUGUUGUCGGGCGGGCGCGCGUGCGCGCGCGCGUAUUGGACGAUCUUUACGAUACGCGUGCAGAGGUAUGCGAGAACAUUGUUGCCGUCGUCGACGACCGCGGGGGUGUUGUUGUUGUUGUUGUUUUUUUUUUUUUUUUUUUUUUUUUAACCCCGGGGGGGGAAAAAAAAAAAAAAAAACAAGACCGCGGCCAGAACGCCGGAUUCCCAUAAACGGGAAACCCGUACGCGCGUUUAUGGGCCGCAGUAUCUCGGUCGCGUGUAACGUGUUAUUAUUGCGUUACCGCGGUUACGCGGUCGUUACGCGAUCCGGUCGACAAUCCGGAUUGUUUAUUCACGCGGCAAUAUUGAAAAGCCGUCCUGGGACAACGGGAACCGGGGGACGGGUGCAGCCGCUGUUGUUGUACAGGUGAUUCGACGUGCAUCCGUGAGCGACGGUUAAUCGUCGAUAACGAAAAACGAUUCUGAACGGAGUUCGGUUGAUAGUGUUGCCGUGUCAACAACAUAUAUAUAUAUAUAUCAUAUUAUGGUAAAAUAAUUGCGUGUCAUACGCAUUAUACAUUUUUUUUUUUUUUUUUUAAAGAAAUUUCUUUAUUUGUUCAAUAUUGUACCGAUUUUCCCAGGAGUUUUCCCCACUUAUUGGGAAAACUCCCGAGAAAAUUGAAAAAUGACCUCCCAUAAUAAAGUACUUUUCCAGUCCGAUUUCCUUUCAGAAAAAGUAGUGCUAUCAUUGAAAACUACGGGUAGAAAAGUUGUUUAAAGAAAAAAAAAAAUUAAACAUCGUUGUAAAACCGAUACAUUCCUCGCUCCGCUCAUAAUUCAAUAAAACCGUAUGAAUUAACCGUAGUAUACAGAUUAUUUAAAAACAAAAUAUUAAACAGAACGAAAAUUAUUUCAAGUGUCAGACCAUCGCGGGACACCUUUUAUAAUUAUUGCGGUAUUUAUAGCAUAGUGUAGUAUUAGAUUAUUAUUGGACUGUUCGGUUAUCACGUGUUGUUUCGCAAAGUUUUUUUUUUUAAUAGAAAAUAUACGGAUGGAAAUACAUUUCUAGUGAUGGAGCUUUGCUGCUCACGGGUGUAUUCUCAUUAUUGUAUAAAUUUUUCAUUAUUAAGAAUUCAUUUAAACAUAAAAUAUUUUAUAAUAGUACACAUGACAUAUAAUAUUAUACAAAAAAAUAAUUAUAAUACUCCUGUAAACCUAAGCUUGUGAUGGAGUAGAGAUUUGUUUUUCUGGUUGUGUAUAUAAUUUAAUAAUAUAACCACAGGCAUCUUAUUCUACAUAUGUAUAUAUUAUUAUUUCAAAUAAGUAGACUUAGUAGCAUAGUGCAGACAAUAUGAAAAGAAAGACAACAAAAAAAAAAAAAAAACAUACAAAUAAUACUUGUUAUUAUUAUUAUAUUAGUUAAAUUUAUUAAACACCAGUAAUUCAAUACAAAAUAAUUAAAAUAUUUAAAUAAAAUACGUACAACGUAGAAACCCAUCACGAUUGCACGCCGAAAAUAAAAAAAGGCACAAUUACAAACAUAGGACUAACUACCGUUCCCAUAGGCUUUCCUAAUACCUUCGUCAGGUUGAUGGGCUGCUAUUGACCGUUUCGUUCCUAAUUGCCAAACGAGAGGAAGUAAUAAUCAAGUAUUAUCGGACACGAGUAUUUUUGUAUCCGACAACCACCAGCCAGACGAUUUUUUCGUUUGUGCAAAAGUUAGCGACGCACUUUUUAACACGGACCAAGUGGUUACGUCCGUGAGGUUUGUUGAAUUAACGACAGUGUGCGGGCGUGUGCGUUCUCCGGGUUUUAAUUAUUUAAUGGAAAAACGUGUUUAUUUUGAUUUAUUUGUUAAUAAAUCGGCGGGUACAGAGCCGUGUACACUUUCGAACAAUGUUUUUGUAUGAAGCAUGAAGCACAACGAUUUUUUAUACUUACCACCGCCACCACCAUUACCAACCCUCUAAAUCGGUAAUAAAUCGUUAUUCGCUAUUACUAUUCAAACUCGCUGGUCUGUUAGUUUACAGUCUUAUUGCUUACGUGUCCGGCCGUCCAUAACUCACCGCAACCAACCACCACUUUUGGUCGAGCCACGAUCGUCAAAAAACAGUCUUCGUUACUUGUUUACGAAUAGACACGAUUUAUUCAUCGUGUAACUGUAGGCAAGUGCUGGAAGUCUCUUUUUGCAGGCUCGCCUUCGUGUUUCCAUACGAGGACAUUUUGUGAGGUACAAUGGCGUACAUAGAAACACGCGAUUAUAUUAUUAUUAUCGUCGACUCGAAUAGUAAUUCUUUUUUUUUUUUUUUUUAUAGCCGUACAGUCCUUGAAACUAUACGAAAAACGUUCGAUACACGUAUCCGUAAAGAAAGUAAUUUUUUUCGUUUUCUGCGCCGCGCCGUCCGUAAAUAGGUAUAGGAAAAAAAAAAAAGAAAAAGUGUCGCGAUCGUGUAUAACUUAUAUUCAUCGUCCCCGCUAUAGCGCGCGCGACUCGUCUUUUGAUAAAAAAAAAAAUAAUAAUAACAAUACCAGGGGUGGUAUCCGCCACCCGCGGUGACGGAUAAAACCUUUUUUUCUUUUCCUUUUUUUUUUUUUUCCUGCCCGUGUACUUACAAUACGAUAUGCGCGUGUACCCACAUUAUGUGCUUGCAUGGCGUACGCGUAUUAAAAUAAUUUAUAUUAUGGUAUACGGUACCGACCACCCCCGUCGCGUUAAUAAUUUCGUACGCUUGUUGUUACCAUUUUAUCGUGUUACCGUGUUUAUUGUAUACCAUUAUUCGUUCGGGUCGCGCGGCCGACGAAGACUACGGGUAAAAUAUUCGAAACGGUACAAAAACAGCUCACAACAACUCGUACGCGAUAAUAUUACAAUCGUAUAUUAUAAUGGCUAGUGUACCGGAGUGAUUUUAAACCGAGCGUAUAUGGUGUUUUUUUUUUUUUUCUAUACAAAAACGUUUUUCUUUUUCUGUUUCGCUCGUGUACGUACCUGAGUACCUAUUACGUAUACGAAGAACACUAAAUAAUGUAUCAAACGCGACUUUUAUUUUUUUUUUCCUUUUUACCAUUAUUAUACCUGAUAAUACACAAAGGCGCGUUUCGUCCGAACGCAUGCAAAACGUUCGUGCCACAUAUUAGCCUGUAGUUUACGUGUCUAUAGCUUUGCCCGCGCACAAUCACGAAUGGAAAACAAAAAUAAUAACGUGUCUCCCGGACCCAGUCCACCAGUCGUCCGUGUCUCUAUCACAGCCGUUAAACGUCGUUGCCCGGUAAUUUAUAUUUGUUUUCUUUUUCUUUUUUUUUUGAAACUGUAAUAUUUCCAUGACGACCGAAUCGUCUAAAAUAAUAAUAAUAUCUGGUUUUUGUCGUCCUCGUCGUCGAGGUAACGCGCGUAAAUCAACAAAAAUAAUUCAAUUUUGCGUCCCGAAAACACCAAAAGCCCAGUGUCGGCCCCCCCCUUGUAGGGGUUGAAUUUCGAAAGUCGGUGUUCCAGACGUACACACCAUCCGUUCGUUCGUUUCUGUAUGUAAAUUUUCAGACCGCUGCGCGCGACAGAUCCGACCGUGAAUGGCGAAUCGCGCACAAGCACACAGACGCCAUACUUGCCUUUAGUACUGCAGAUAUAGAAUGCAGAUAAACGAAAUAGAUCCGAUUAGUUCGGUCCGGUUCGGUCGUGUUCCGAGGGCGCGAAAUCCCGGACACCUGCAAAUCGAAUUUCCACUAGCCAGUCGUAAUAAUCCGUUUGGACUCCCUUAAAAAGAUGUCUAUCAAAUUUCCCUUUUUUUUUUUCAGAAACUGAAAAAAAAUUUUCGCAAAAAAAAAACACAGCAAAACAGUUUUUAAUGAUGUUUAUUGUGGAAACAAUAAAAUUACUCGUACACAUAAUUCCUUAUUGUACACAAAGUAUACAUGCAUUGAAUGUGGUAUACGCCCUUUUAACAAAUCAGCGUUGGUUUAAUUAUAUUUUAAAAAGGCGCCUGGAUAUCUUUUAAUCGACAUUAACAACUUAAUUUUCCGCAUUUAAAUACGCCUUCUUACCGGUUUAUACUACUAAUUUUCCCGAUUAUUUUUUUUUUUUUGUAUACCAAAAAUGUAUUUUUUGAUUUUUAAUGGUAUACGCCCUGUUUUAACAAAACACCAUCGAUAUUUAUCAAUUUAUCGAAAUUAUAUCGGUGUCUGCGAGGGAAUUCGAACCCCCUGGACGUAAAAAAAAAAAAAAACGCGUAGUAAAAUAGAAAAUCGAUUUGAUUAAUCUAAUCUGUUUAGGCGCGACGUGGUUAUCAGCAUAAUCGCGUAUCGAUUUAACAUAAUAUUGAAAUAAAAUCGAUACCAAAAAUUACCUGUUUUCGGUGUUCGACCGUGUCUUGGAUAUGUCGAUAGCUAUCGAAUCGCCCAUACCUAAGUAUAAUUAUUAUAUAGAGGUAGGUACAUUUUAUUUUUUUGUAUCGUGUUAAAAUAAGACAUUAAUAUAAAAUGUUUUUGCCGCAAAAUUAUUUUUUUAUGUAUGAUAUAUUUAUAAUUAUUUGGUUUGGCCUCGACAAAAUUUAAUUUAAAAAAAAAAAAUAAUAAUAAUAAGAAAAAACUGUUGCUUGUUGAUAAAUAUCGAAUAUUAAAUUUCCGUUAUAAAUUACAACGUUUCCUUAUGUAUGUAUAAUAUUAUUACACACGAUCUUAAUAUUUAUUAGGUAUAUGAAACCGCUGCCGCCGCCGGCUCUCCGACACGGUAAAUACACUCUUUUUUUUUUUUUUUUCUUCUCGUCGUUUGAAUAUUUAUUAUGUUCUGUAAACGCGUACUUCAAUAAUAAUAAUAAUAUACGCGUAUGUAAAACGAUUUUCGAACAAAAUCACGAACCACUUAUUAUUACGAUAUAAAAGCACACACACGCCUAUAUUUUGAUUAACCGGAGUACGUACGAGUGUAAUACCAGUUCGUACUCCGGAUAAUCAAAAUUCAAAAAAAUACUACCCGGUAAACUAAUAACAAUAUUGUCCACGUACGCCAUAUUAUUGUAAAAUAAUAUUUGUAAUAUAGUGUCCGCGUGACAUAAAUCUAACGAUAAAAAACCGUGUACAUUUUAAUAUUUGUAUGAAGAAAAAAAAAUACAAAUACAAAAUACAAAUAUGACAAUAUACUACGGAUUAAAUAUAAAUAAUAAAUAAACAGAUUGAAUAUUUACGCACAAAUCAAUUUUGUAUACUUAACGGAAAUUGUAAAACUUAUUUUAAAAAAAAUUGCAAACAAUAAUAAUAAUGCGAAUAAUAAAUUUAAUAUUUAUAAACUUCGAUAAAAAUAAAAAAAUAUCCACGAAAUUUUUCUGCCAUAUUACAAUUGUAUAUUUAUAAAAUCACAAAUUUUGAAUUCUACGUUUAACGUUUUACUAUAAUAUCUAAAUGUUUUGGAAAACAUUUUUCGGGUUAGUAAAAACUGCAAACGCUCCAAUUUACAUGCAUCAAUAACCAUACGGAUUUUUUACUUGGUUAGGUUACUUUUUUUAAAAACUAUUUCUAGAUUCCCAAUUGAUUUCCCGAAAAACUUUAAAAAAAGCUGACAACAAUAAUGUCGAUACGUCAAUUAUAUUUUUGUAAUCCGGUUCUGCAGGGUUACCUCAUAGACUCCGUAAAGGGGAAAACACCUAUAUGAAACACUGGUCGUAUAAUGUGCAGUUUACAAGUUCAGAAUCGGUUUUUUUUUUUUUUUUUAAUUAUUAUUAUUAUCGCGAUGAUUUACCGUUGCUUUCGGUACACUAAAUUAUUCAGUUUAUCCAAUGCCUUCCUUAUUUCCCACUUACAGCAGUGACAACAUCCAUUAGUGGUAUCAGAUCAUUUUUUGUUGGUAUUUUGUAUCAACCCCGACGACAAUAUUGCGCCGCCCGCACCGUAAUAUUGAUAAUUAGUAAUUAUUAAUUACAAAUAGUUAAGUAUACGAUGUACACACAAUAUUAUUGCAUUGAACUACAUAAUAAUAUCCUCGCGACACGACACAAUGAACGGCGUAGACAAAUAAACCAAUAACGUACGCGCGCUCGUUAAGUACUUGAUGAUAAUAAUAACACGGUGUCGCUUUUUUUUUAAACAUUUUUUUUUUAAACGUAUAGGGGUGUUGGUGUGCCAGGCGGGCUGCGUGCUCGAGUCGUUGAUGGAGCACUUGGAGAGUCACGGACACAUGAUGCCGUUGGACUUGGGGUCGAAGGGUAGCUGUCAGAUCGGCGGCAACCUGUCGACCAACGCGGGCGGCAUACGCGUCAUACGGUACGGCACGUUACAGGGAUGCGUCUUGGGACUAGAAGCCGUAAGUGCGACGUGGGAGGAGGAUCCCUAAUUGGACUCGGCGAUUAAAAUUCCGAAAUGAUAUACGCCAGUAAUAUACUUAACUGGAAAAUAUUAUGUUUUUUUUGAAAACCACAGUCCUACCUAUCGAGACUUUGAAGUAGGCAAUUUUAUUUUUCGCCGACAUAAAGACACGAAAAACGGUUUUUGUCGGAAAAUUAGUUUUCGCGUGAAGAUCUACGCGUGGCACCGCACGGUCGUGAAUAAAUUGCUCCGUGGUCGUAUCAUAAUAAUAUUAUCAUCAGGAAUAUUCUAAUAUCAAGAUUACGAUUCGCUUAUCGGUACUUUUCGAGUCUCUCAUUAUUAGUUAUUAUUCGAUUUGUUUUUAUAGGUGUCUACUAGAUAUUUAACGUUCCCCGCGACCGAUCGGCGUACAAAUCUCGUACGCCUAACCUCCGGGAAUCACUUCUGACUUUCGGGUGUUACGUUUUAUGAAUAGAAUGCUCAAAUAAAAUUAUUCCUUCGAAAUUCGACGCGCCUUUAAAAAUCGACGAAUAUACACUCCGAUGAUCUAAAGGACCGAUUUCGUGUGCGCGUAUUGUUAUGAAAUGCACCGGGGACGGCCGAACGGUCGACCGAGGGCUGUUCUUCAAAUGUCGAUCUCCCUUUUGGCAGAAUUUAUUUUCAUGUAAUUAGCGGACGAAUCACAAUUGCCGAUCAUUUUUACCUUGACGUAUUAUCAUUGUUUUGUUGUCAGUUUACCAAGUGAUACAAUUUCACAGGGCUUAUACUGGCAGUUAUAUCUGCAAUAAUAUUAUACGGGUCUUAAUGACGGCGUGUUGAUAAAAAAACCAUUAUUUGACCAUAAAUUUUAGUUUGAUUAUGUCCACGCGUGCGCGUAUUGUCAAUGACAAAUUAGGUAAUUUACAGCAAUACAUAUUUUGUCGGGUGGUCGACCGUCGGAGCCGAAACACAUUCUCCGCGGGUCUCGGCCGACGAAAGUUCGGUCGCCGCAUUUUUCGAUCAGCCGCGCGUUUGUCCGCAAUCGUUUUAAAAAAAAACGAGCGACAAUAACCGCGAACGGUACGAACACACUGUUGCGUCACGUCGGUUCGGCCGUUCGGCUUUGCGACGGCACGGCCCGGUCGCGCUUAUCGAAAACGGUUCGCCGCGGCGCGGGACGUCGUGCGGGCGCGUCGUAAACAACGCGACCGUAUCAACGCAACGGCGGCCGCCGCCGGAUGACUCCGCGACCCCGCGCAUAAUGACGGGAACACGCGACGCGCGUACGUAAUAAACCGUAUUCGGUAUCCGCGUAACGCGUCGUGGGCGCACGCGCGCUCGCGCGCCACCGGAUCCGGGCGCGAUCGACGGUUCGUUAGGUCCACCCCCCCCCCCUCUACCGGCCGCCGUCGUUCCGUUCGAUUGACGGGAUCGCGACGCGCGCGCGCACGUACACGCAGGCGUCCGGUAUAACGCGCGGUGCGACCCCCGGGGAGGGUUUCGCGCGUGAGCGCAUCCGACCGGGAAAACCCCGCGGGAUUCGUGCGGCGGCGGCGGCGGUACAGUAUCGCGUACACGUCCGAAUGUAAAGCUUAUUGCUUUGCCGCGGCCGUCACCCUGUACAGACGCGCAGAGUACACAAUAACGAUAAUAUAUUACAACGGUCCCCGCGCGUGUAUACAGGACGACGACUCUGACGAUCGACGCGACUGUGCGCACGGCACGGCGUUAACGGUCGCUGUACCGCGCGGUCCGAGUGCAAUUGCGUAUAAUUGUAGAACGCAAUCACUGUUGCUAACGGUUUAUCGCCAUUGUGUAUUUUACCGCCGCUGGUUAUUCACCACCUCUUAAAAAGUGGUCGGGAUCAGAGGCGCCGGGUUUUUGAAAACGUCGUGGGGGGCCCCCGCGCGCGCAGUCUCGCCUGAAUCUCGCCGCGCAACUCUUGUUUUUAUUCCCCUUGAAUUGUUCGUUAAACGAUAAAACUACUAAAACAAAAAUACAGUUAUUUGUCGUUUUGUAUGUCAUAACAUUUUAAUAGUAUUAGUAUAUACUAAAUUUAGUUUUUGAGGAAGUACAUGACAAAUAUUGAUUUUUUUUAUAAUAUGAGAGAACCGUAUGGGGCUUAUCUCCAUUUUGUUAAGCUCGUAGGGGGCUGCAGCCCAAAAGUCCCCAUGUACACGACGCUCCUGAUCGAGACAAUAACAAAAGUCGGAUUAUAGAAUACCGUAAUCGUCGUUAGAUCGAUUGUACUUUAUGACUGCGGUGAACAGUGAGCCUGGCAAAAACGAAUUAAUGAUAUUUAAAAGGAAAAUCUUGCAAAGACGCCUACGACACAAGGUCAAACGGGGAACUUAUUACUAUAUCUAUUAGUGGUCAUACCUAAGAGAUUAAGAUGGGCCAGACGCGUGUGGAGAAAGGAGGGCCGACUCAUACGGAUAGUCACAAACUGAAGACCCGAUAAAAACCGACCGAAUGGAGAAGGCCUAGACAACCGUGGGAGAGCCGAGUAAAAGAAGAUCUUAAAUUAUCGGAAGUGCUGAAUGAAUAAUAUCCGGUAGUGCAUAGAGAACACGGAAAGAGAUUGUAAAAGCGACAAUGGGCCUAGAAUAAGAAAAAAAAAAAUUCCACCAAUAUUCGCAUGUAUAACAGGGCGAAUCAGCGAGAUUCCUGGAGGAUUUUAAGUAAAUUCGAUUACUUACUGUUUUUUUUUUCUUUCGAAUCACUAUUUUCCACUUUCUGUCCUUGAAACUGGCAUAAAAGGUACUAUGGAGAGCUGUGUUAUAGAACUAACACAAAUGACGAGCUAUGUUAAGGACCAAAGAAUUCAAUGGCUAAGCCUCAUAAUGAAAACAGGUAAAUACGAGACAGUUAGGGUAGCUAUUAUGGAAUUAAGAAAAGAUCGAUUGAUGCGGUGGAAAAGGAUUUGGAAAGCCUGGAAAUUGAAAACUGAAGAGAGACAGUUCAAGAUUGAGACGAGUGGCGAAGUGCAGUGAUGGCGGCGUAAACUCUCAGAGAAAAUACAAACUUUAUAUUAUCUAAAUGUUAAAUCUAAUUGAUUAUAACCCUUCCCUACUCCUUCGAGAAAAUCGCUGGUUCAUGAUAAAUGGAUCUUUCUGUAUACAUGUAUUAUUAUUAUUAUUAUUAUGCACACUGUGCUCGUUCGAGUGACGAUGAUAAUAACGAACGUACCUAAUAAUAUUAUUAUAAUAUCGUCCGACUGCAAUUUAUACAACAAUAAUAAUAAUUAUUAGGGCUCGGAAUAAUAUAGACAGUAAAAUCGUACUAAAUAUGCGCAUGAAUUAUUAUAAUGCAGUGGCAGUAUGAUAGCAGUUUUAUGAGUCUGAAGACUCGCCAUUUUUUAAUAGUUAAGUGGGUGACUGGUUCAGCUGAGUGGUCCGUGGGUGUGAGAUACUUAUUGGCUUAGGUUAAAAUGUUUUCACAAAUAACAAUGCAUUACAAUUGAUGCGCAAGAUCAUUUAUUAAUAAUUACGAUGGGAGAUUCAAAUAAUUGUUUUGUUAUCUCGCACGUGAUAUGAGUUUCGCGCCGCAACAUGUAUGCACGUGUUAUCACGAGAAUACGAAAAUCUGAAAAAAAAUAAUAUACUCACGACAUUUAAGUUUCUUAAGCUUUUUGUCUAGUUUCUCGUUAUCGACGUCAUCGCUGUGGUAUUACACCCGCAGCAAACUGUAUCUUGUUUUUGAGAGCUCUUGUGUCAUUGGUAAACAAUAAAUUAUCAAUCGAGUAUUGACAAUAAUUAACCUAGAGGUCAACGAAUUAAUAAUGUGGGAAAAAAUAAAUUUAAAAAACAUUCAAAUGUGAAUUUACCAGUUAAAUGUUAAUAUAAACGUAAUGUUAUUUUUUUCAAUAGAUUAAUUAUUUGUACGCUUUUUUGAAACAAGUAUAAAUACGCAAAAUAAUUAUAAAAAAAAAAAAAAAAAAACAUGUACACGUAUGUAGAACAAGCACAAUACAGCGCAAUCGAUAUCUUAAUUCAACUGUAGGUAGCACUGAUGUCAUUUAUCGUAAAGAAACACUGUCAAAUAGACCUUAUUUUUGUAUAAUAUACCAUGUGUUUUUUUACACGUCGUCGUCAGAGUGCGCUAGUGCUCAAGCACGGUACGUCGCGAUAUAAUUAUGGACGAUCCGAAUUAUCACAAAACUAGCCUCCUUGUUUCAGUUUACUAAACUUCUACUAGAGUACAGAUCAUUCGAAUUUAAAUACCAAUAGUCUCUCUUUUGUUCUCCCGGGGAAAAUUUAUCUAAACCGUUCGCGUUAAAUUAAAUACUCGUACAGAAUUUCCCGAACGCAGUAUACAACGUCUGUAAAUAAUUGAUAUCGUUUCCGGAAAUCUCCAUAACAAACUCGAUCGUCAAUAAUAUAAUACGCUUAUAAUGCAUGAUACAUAUAUAUUAUGUUAUUAAAAAAAAAAAUAUUCGACCGCGGUUUUCGGGGCGUUUUCAACGGAUUCAGUAUAUAAUAAUACACAUAUAUGGGCGGGUAAAUAUACCAAAAAUAUCGUAUGUUUCGCGUCGCGUGUUUUUUUGAACGCGAAAUGUCUUUUAUAAUACCAUAAUAUACGGACAUAUAUUUAUAAUAAUAUACCUAUGCAAUAUAAUAACGUGUCCGAAAACACGCGAAACGAAAAACAUAUAUAUUAAUAUGUUUAUACUCGUAUACAAUUAAAAGUCGAAACGUAUAACGUUUAAAAAAAAAAAAUAAUAAUAAUAACAACUGUACGGUUCGCUAUUUGUUUAUGCUAAAAAAAAAAAAAAAAAAAAAAAAAAAAAAAAGCCCCAGAGAAAGCUGCCGCCGCGGUCGACGUUAACAUCACGUUAAAUAUUAUUCGGAGUUAUUCAAUCAAUGUACGCGCGCGACGACGAUAAAUUGUGGCUGACGAAAUGCCAUUCUGAGCGAAAUUCGCCACGCGUUUUAAAAUGCCGGUUUUCCUCGUUGAUUUUCGGAUCGCCUUUUGGUCGUGCGUACAAGGGUGAUAAAAAAACCGUACCUGUUCGACAAAGUUCCCCGAGAAUCAUUGCGACGGUUUGUCGUCGCAAACUAUAAAAAAAUUACCGGCCUGCGUCCUGAUAUUACAGUAUGUGUUCUCAACUUCCCGACUAUACCCACGGUGCGGCGAGUAUAUAAUAUGUCCUAAGCAAACGGACAUACAUGGUACGAUGGAUGGACCACUAUUGUAAGCGAGAAGUUGGAAAGGUGGAGGGAAAAUUUAAUGUAUAUCUGUACGCAAACAUUAAUCGUUGCUAUCGAAAAACGAUUCUGAACGGAGUUCGGUCAUACGCGUUUUGAAAGGCCGUAAUACGUUACGAUUUGAAAAUAAUACAUUUCAUCCCAUUUAUUAUGUAAACUCCUAAUGUACCGCCUCAGUCAGAUUUCCUUUCGGGAAAAGUGCUACACUUGAAAAUCGGAGCAAAAUUUCCGGUAGGAAAGUCGUUCGCAGUUAAGAAAAAAAAAAAAAACUUUAAUAAUCACCGUUGUAAAACCGACACAUUCCUCGCUCCGUUCAAAAUCUAAAACAGUAACAAAUAAUAACACUAACAGACCGGUGGCGUAGCGAGGGGAGGUGUUGGUGGUAUAGCGACACCCCCCGUGACCGUGUUUAUUGCUACAUGUAUAUAGUAAAAUUGUGCAAGAUAAUUAUUUUACAAUAUGACUACGGGUAACUCCAUGCGUAAACGUAACCAUAUCACUGUGUAAAUUACUUGACAAUAUCAAAUUUUCACGAAAAUCAUAAAUAUUACGGCCUUUGAAAACGCGUACAACCAAACUCCGCUCAGAAUCGUUUUUCGUUAGCAAUGAUUAGUCGCGUCGCGUACAGGUGUACAUUCGAUUCCCAUCUUAUUGUCCUGACCUCUCAUCAAUACCGGUGCCCCGCCCAUCGUGCGAAGUAUGUCGGUCGUUUUUUUAAUUAAUAGGUUUUGUUACUUUUCAUAACACCUCCCCUCGCCCCCUUUGGAAAUUUCUGGGCUACGUGCCUGUAACAAACCCUACGAAUUAACUGCUAUGUAGCUACAAAUACACAUAUAUAUAUAAUAUUAUGUAAUGGCGGUGGCGAAACGCGUUGUGUUUGAUCGGUCGAAAACGAACAACUCCGGAGGCCCUCAAUAAGCUUUCCCUUAAUUACGUGUGUUUUCGUCGACAUCGGAAUCGCGAUUCGGUAUGCGUACGGCGUGUAUAAAGUACGGUACAACAACCCUCCCCUCUCCCGCCGCCGCCGCCUUGCCACUUCCCCCGGAUUUCCACGUCGGCCGUAGCCGCGAGCAGGGCGGUUUCCCCUAUAUUUUGCAGUAAUUGCAUAGUCUGCCGCCGCGCCGGUGAUUUAGCAAUCGGCCCGACGCUCAAUUAAGUGGGUUCGGUUUUUUUCGCCCUCCGCUUUUUACUUAUUAUUAUUAUUAUUAUUAUUAUUAUUAUUUUUAAUCAAAUCAGUGUUUCGUGUUGUACUUUUUUUUUUUCGGUUCGUUGUUGUUCUUUUUUUUUUUUUUUUUAUCGCACACUGAGAGUAAUCCGCCGAAACUCUUGGAGUUAUAUCCUCCUAUGUAUACCUAUAUAUUAUUAUACUGCACGACCCUCUUUUUAUUAUUUAUUAAAGUCGUUUGUUUGUUUAUUAUUAUUUUUUUUAUAUUUUCGCUAAAUUAUACCGGAAUGCCGCUAACGGUUUAUUAUCAUUAUUUUUUUUUUAUUUUUUUUAAUUAGACGCAACGUUAAAUAAUGUACCUCUACACGACUAUACCGUAAUUACCAUAGUAUAAAACAAAAAAUUAAUAUCUGCUCGGUGGCAAAAUUAACAUUAUUAAAUAUGAAUGCGCCCGGAGUGCAAACGAGCGCAGAUUUAUAUUAGCGCAUACUUAUACUUGUAUAGUUACACUCAAUUAAACUAGAUUCGACAACAAAGGGUUGUUAUCGUUACCGUCUUCGACACGGUUUCCGUGCUUUCCUCGUGAUAACCGGGCACGGGACCCGCGGAGUAAUGGGAUUCAGCCCGUAUCCAAACCAAUAGUUUGAAUAUUUUAUUUUCGGUCUUAUGCUAUAUAUUUGUCACAAUUUUGAAAAAUCUUGUAUCUUCUGUUUUAAAACUAUAUUUGUCGUAUUUUCUGAAAAAAAUUCACCGCCCCUCCUUAUUUCAAUUUUCGAGAUCCGCGCCUGAUCACAACUACCGGUGGUCGAGGAGGAGAGAGGGCGAUUCCGUCGGUUUAUUAUUAUUUGAACAGACCUUAUAAUUUUAUCGUAAUAUAAAACAAAUAAAAAUAUUACUCAUACUCGCACAGAGAAUCUCAAAAAAAAUUCGAAUCGAUUAUAGUUUUCAAGGAGCAACGGUUUGUCUCAAAAUAUUGUGCUGUUACUAAAAGCCGGUGCCUACCCUUAAAAUAUAACAUAAACUUACUUUAUUUUUUUAUGAAGUUGUUAUUCCACCCCUCCCCCCAUGAUUAAACCUUAAUUUCAUUGCUGUUAUAACCUACGCAGAACAUGUUUAUAAAAUCUUCUUCUUCUCGUGUGUAUACGGUUAGUAUUGAACAUUGGAUAAUAUCAACUUUUCGACCAAUAAAACCGAUUUUGUGCUGUUAGUUUUAAGAUCAGAGUGAAUCGGCCCAGUAUCAAACUUAAAGAUAAGAACAAUAGUUACUGUGUUUGAACGUUGGUUUUUUCCCGAUAUUUUAAUUUUUAAGCGAGAUACGAGCAUGUGCUAUUAUAAUCUCUUACAGUUUAAAAAACUUUGUAACUCGCUUAAAAAUUAAAACAUCGGAAAAGAAACUAAAUGAUAAAAAAAACUUUAAUAUUAAAACUAACAACACAAAAUCCGUUCUACUGAACAAAAAGAGGACAUUAUCAAAUUUUUAACAUAUUAUAAUAAUAUUAUACCGGAAUGAGAAUAAUGACACGGCAGCUGUUUUAUUAUUUGAUCUUGUUGUUUUUCACACUCGUCGUAAUCAUAAACGAUGUUAGUCAUUCCUAUCAUGAAAUUAUAUUAUUAUUGAUAUUGAUAUAAGAAAAUAUCAAAAACCAUAUUUUAUAUUGACUAUUUAAUUAGGUAUGUGUUUAUAGGUCAUGGCGGACGGAACGAUUGUGGACUGUUUGAACACGAUGCGAAAAGACAACACGGGAUAUCAUUUGAAACAUCUUUUUAUCGGGUCGGAAGGCACUUUAGGCGUUAUCACUAAAGCAGCGAUAUUGUGUCCGAAUCUACCGAAGUACGUCAACGUAGCAUUCAUCGGUAAGAAAAUAUUCAAAUUAAUAUCAAAACGGUUUUUUUUUUUUUUUUUCGUUCUGUGAUGCGUAUAAAACCUGUACGCUCAAAUUUAUUGCAAAAAGCUUAUAAUUUGUCAAAACAGUAUAAUUAAUAUUAAUAUUAUAAUAUGCUUUAGUCGUCGCGAUUAAAAUAUUACGAAAGAAAUUAUAAUAGCAAUUUUUUUGCGGUAUUUUUACAAACAUCAGAUGGCAACGGUAUGUAUAUAAUUGGAACGAAGAAAUUCAAACUAUAACCAUUUACUCGAUUUCCGGAUUUGUUUUUUUAUCGCGUCUUCUGCAGUUUUACAAUAUUGCUAUGUUUAAUAAUCCAAAAAAAUAACACAUCGACCCGUUGCUCUUGGAACGUUCUGCUAUAUCUAAAAUUUAACGACAAACAACCGACUGCUUACUUAAGGGAAACAAUUAACGAAAUCGUUUUGUGUACUUAGCUCAAAGUGUACAUAUAUAUAUAUGACAAAGAAGAUUACUUUCAGUGUCAUUGGUGGCCGUGUUGAUGAUGACUGCGGUAGAUAAGUCUCUGUAGUGUUUACUGUUGUUAUUUAAAUUACGAUUGGUAAAUUUAAACUGUGUGACACUGUAUUCACACUUUAGAACUAAUGCACUGUUUACCAUAAUCGUAUAAAAAUACUAAAGAUAGUGUACAAAAAAUUUAACACUGUUAUAAUAUUUGUUCUUGCCUAUUCGAAAACCCUCAUGCCUAUUAAUAUUAUACGAAAUCGUAAACAAAACCAACCGUUUUAAUUAUUUUAAAUUCUCAUACAAUACUACGUAAAUUUACGUCAACGCGUUAAUAUUAUUAUCAGCAGCUGAAAUAUUAAGCCUCAUUUGACUUUAAUGUUAUCAUUGUGUUUGUAGAAAAAUUGUGUACACUAAAAUUUAAUCUUAAAUUUAAUAACAACGGGCGAUAGCUUUAUUUUUCUUGCUCAUAAAAAUAAAAUGAGUGAUGUAAAGUAAUGAUAUUUUUCAUCGCCAAAAUUAGCGUGGUGAACGGACGAUAAAGUAUAAAUGCGUCUCUGUAUACUAUACGUAUUGUAUUAAAACGGUUAAGUAAUUAAAAAAAAAAAAAAAUUAAUGUUAACCUUCUGAAAAUCUUAAUCUUCGAAUUAUAUUGAUUAGUGAUUAUGAUGCGUUUCAUCAUAAAUAGCAAUACAUCACUAAGUCGUUAAGUGUUUACUGACGUGGCGUACCGAUCCCACACACGGCUUACAUUAUAUAGUAUUUGAGUUUCCAAAUAAACCAUAAAACACUGUGAAAAACAAAAAAAAUUACAAACAUAUUUUAAACCGGGAUUAGUGUUUUCAGUGUUUUCCGUGAGCGAUGACUAAACGACACGAACAAAUAAACAAAUAAUAAUAACACACCGCUAUCGAACAUCAAGCACACAGGCUAAUCAUAUUACAUUAUCUAAACCGAUAAUUCGAAUCCAACGUAACGAAAACAAUAAUGAAAAUAAAAUAAAAACAUAAUCGAGUGCUCGUUCAUUAUGGCGGUACAAUGUAGUAAACGAAGGUACUCGAGUCGAUCACACUCUGUGACUUAAUCGGUAUACUUAAGUCAACAAUAAUCAUCUUAAGCUACAAUGUACACAUCGUGUGCAUACAAGAUUUAAGCUUAAAAUAUUAAUUUUUACUCAAUAGCAUAAUAUUGUCCUCAAUGAAUUAACGAAUUAAUUAACAUGUAGUAAACGAAACUAAAACGCUAAGUACACGGUGAUGAGUAGGAAUGCGAACAGUGAGGAGUAAUCUGCUUAUUGAACAAAUAAGGUGUUUGGGAAUUAACGUGAACGCAAUAAAUAACGUACAAAAUGAAAUUAAAACGAGACUACCGACAAGAGUCAAUAUUUACAAUGAUAGAAAUGUUAUCUUCCAAAAUUACCGUCUAGAUAUAACAAAGAGCGCCUAGUACGCACCUACAGUAACCCAUUAUAUUGACGUUCGUUUGUGGGACAAGUAAAUGUAACAGUUGAAAGUUUUCCCGGCGUUUUUCUAGGAUUUUCAACAUAAUUGAGAAUACUACAAAAAAAAAAAAAAAAUUGAAAAAUAGCCACUUCCAUAAACAAGACAUCAAUUUUCACUAGAAAUUAUUUAAAGUCAACGAUCUAAUAGCGCUAAAGUGAUUUUUGAUAAGCUUUGUUAUCAUUCCCACCAUUUCUAUCUAUAGAACUAUCCUUUUUUGAUCUAUGUUUAAAACAGAUGUUAAAUUGAGACAUUACAGCGCGUGUUUUGACGAAUAACCAAAUGUAACCGGGUUACUGUAUUUUAUAAUCAAGUCGUUUUGGCGAUUUUGGUUAUGGGUUACUGAAAUAUCGUUACCAAACGAAAUUAACGGUUAUGAUGUUUGGUUAUUGAUAAAGUAAUAAUUAUAUCUAGCCAGUGCUUUUAUUUAUUAUCAAUCAAUAUAAUUUGUAAUAACCAAAAACGUUUUUCGUUUUCGCGAAUUUAUAACCAUAAUUGAUAGCGAACAUAAAUAGUUUAAUCGCUAAAACAUAUCUUAUGUUUAUGGAUUAGAGUCGGUUGUUGUUUUUUUUUAAACUUAUAAACUAUAAUAAAACCGUCGAUCAAGAAUACUUAAUCAACGUGUCACGAAAAGGAAAAAAACGGCCUCAGUUUCUAAUCGUUCAAGAAUCAAAAAUUAUAGCCCGUCACGAUACCUAUAUCGAUGUCUUUAUUAUUUAUGGACGCGACCGAAAGAAGAAGCGCAAUAAAUCGACGUCCGAUAAAUUUGAAUUGAACGGAUGAACAUAAUAUAAUUAUUAUUAUUGAUGAGUAGCGACCGCUAAAAGUGGUUUAAUCGUGUAUGCAUAAAAAAAAAAUGAAAAAAUGAUACGCACAAAAUAUUCAUAAAUUUGCAGUAUAUUAAAUAUCAAUUAUUAAAUUACGCGAACUCCCCCGGGCGAACAAAAAAAUACAGUCGAAUUAUUAUUCCGGUAUUUAAAAUGCUCGUAUAUUAUCCGAUUAAAUUUCCGUGCGUACGUUCGUAAAAAUUAUACUUUUUUUCUUUUUUUUUUUUUUUUUCGUAUUUUUUAAUGCGCUUUUACUGAAAAAUAUUACGUGAAAUACAUAAACACACGCAUGAGUAUACAACACAGUCGUUGUGUAUAUAUUUGGAAAUAAUUAUAAUAUUAUUAUACGUUCGUUGUGCUCGUAUAUAUAAAACAUUUUAUACGCGGGGUUGACUCGCGCUGCAGUAUAUUGGAUUAAAACCGACACGUAUUUACUAUACAUAAUAAUAAUAAUAAUAAUGAUCAUUUUUUUUUUUUCAUUUUGAAAAGAGUUUUUUUAUAUACGACAAACACACACGCGUCAGAACGGAAGUCGGUUGUUUGCGGUGGUUUUGGUUUUGUUUGUGUGUGUGUGUGUGUGUGUGUAAAAUGUAGGUAAACGUUGCGAUGAUGGUUAUAUACAAAGUACAAUAAUAAUAAUAAUAAUAUGAUCCUUUUGACUUUUUUAUCCUGCGUCGGCGGUAUUAUAUACGAGUAAAACAAAACGUAUAUAUACCGCCGCAACGGCAUAAUAUUAUUAUUAUUAUGCGACAGACUGUGAAGUGAAAGCAAUGUAAAAAGAAGAAAAAAAAAAGAAAACAUUAAAUAAAAAAAAAAAAAAAAAAUGUCUCUAUAGGAAAAGUUACCGCCGCCCCAGCCGUUUGAGCUUUCCUAUAUAUACAAGUAUACAGCUUAAUAUUAUUGUUAUUAUAUAUAUAGAUACGAAUUUUGUCGUUUUUUUUUUUUAUUCUCGUUCCGCAGCAUUUGUCAAUACGUUCGUUUUCCUCUCCGUUCCGCUUUUUUUUUUUUCUUUUUUUUUAUUAGAUCGUAUUGGUUUAUUACUUAUACUUCGUAUUUUUUUUAUUUUUAUUUUUUUUUUAUCGUCUGAUGACAUUUCUCUACUUAGAUACCUGCGUGAUUUCGCUCCGAUCCGAAAAUCGAUACGCGGACAAUUUUUGUACAAUUUCGGAUCUGGCUUAUGAGCAUUGGGGAGGUCGUUUUUUUGAUUUUCCAAGCGGUUUUCAUAAUUACGAGAAACCUAGGAAAAAACGUAUAGAAAAUAACACGAGGGGAAAUUUACGAAAGUAAAAAUGUUAUUAUUUUCGAUUUUGUUAUAGUUCGGUUGGAAAUAAUAGUUGAGACCUUAAAUUUUUGCACAAAACAUAUAUUGGUAUUUUCUAGACGCGGUGGAGUUUACCGAACGUUCUGGCGAUUUUUAAGUUAGUUAUAAGUAUAUAUUUGACAUUUUCGAAUUUUUUUUUUGUUUUAUAUGAACGAAAUAGUUUUAGCCUGUCAGAAAUGCUUGAUAAUUGUACAAAAAAUUCGUUAUGUUAAAUAAAAAAAAAAGAAACGAAGCAUUUUAAGCGUUCAAAUUUCGACGAAAAACGUAAAAACCGCGGCAUUUCAAAACGCGUCCGACCGGACUCCGAACUCAGAAUCGCAUUUCGUCAGCGACGAUCGGCCGUCGCGCGCUGAUAUAAAUUAAAUAACUUUACCGAUACCUUUUCAACUUUCCACGCGCCUUCGCGUACGCCAUUAUAUUGUUCAGUUUCGUUUGCCUCUGGCCGCGGCGCCCAUAACGUACAUACACACGCGCGCGUGUGCGUGUGCGUGUGCGUGUGCGUGUGCGUGUGUACUCGUAUGUAUAAUAACAGUUUUUCCAUGUGCGUUUUUGCGCCGACAGGGUUGGACAGUUACGAUAAAGUGCUAAAGUUGUUCUCGGUCGCUCGCGCCGAGUUCGGCGAGACGCUGUCGUCGUUCGAACUUAUGGACAACGCGACCGUGACGUGCGUGGAAAACAGCCUUCACCUACGGUGCCCGAUCGCCAACGACCGUCCGUUUUACGUGCUCGUCGAGCUCGCGUCCAGUCGGCCGACCGCCGGCCGGCACAUGGAAAACGUUUUGGCCAAAGCCCUCGAAGACUCGCUGAUCGCGGACGCCGCGACGACGGAUCAAACGUCCGGCAUAAACGUAAGUACGGUAUGGUAUAUAUAUAUAUAUGUACCUGUAUAGAUUGAUCGAUUGAUUUUUUUUUUUUUUUUCAACGGGAUCGCCCCCUCCGGCUGCAGUCGGAAAGCUUCAGGGCGCUUCGAACAUUAGCGCGUACACGGGCGGGUUCAGCUCCCCGAAAACCCGGCCGAGCGUGCUCCCCCGAAACGGGACGUUCGCCGGGCGUCUUCGCUCGGAAAAAUAAGCAAACGCCUAGUGUUAAUCCGAACCUGGAUUGUAGCGAUAUUGUAUUGUCGGGCGUCUCAAAUUUCGAUUUCGUUCGCGACGGUGGCGUGACUGCGCGGGGCCGUUUUCGGAGGGGCGAUUUGAAUAUUUGUUGAAAAUAUCGAAACUAAAUCAUAAAUAAUGCGUACCUAUCACAAAAUUAUACUAAAAUUAUGUUUAUUUCGGAACGAACGGGUGCCUCUAUACAGCUGACAUUCAAAUUUGGUGGACGUUUUCUCGGGAACUACUUACCUAUUUUAUACGAAAUCUUCUAAAUUUAGGUACGGGACCGUUUCUCCCUCAGAAUAGCGGACGAAAUGUCAGUGACCGAGAGUGUCCAUUAUGUAGAGGUUUCGCUGUAUUGAUAAUUUAAUACAUCUUUCAUUUUGUAUUUUUUCGUAACAAGCAAUUGCGAAAAAAAGAUAUUACAUCUAGAAUUGUUUAGGGGUUGAUGUGUCAUCCCUCUCCCCCAAAUAAAGAUUUUUUUUUUUCCGUUUCUGUUCGCGUGCAGAAAAUGUGGAAGAUCCGCGAAACGGCCAUCGAAGGACUGUUGAAGUUAGGUCACGUGUACAGUUUCGACAUAUCGCUGCCUCUGGACCGAUUCUACGAGAUCGUCGAACUGACCCGGGAGAGACUCAAAAACGUCGCCGAGUGCAAAGCCGUUUCUGGAUUCGGUCACAUAGGUGAGUGUAACACCAGUAAUCACGCGCAAUAUUCGGUAUCGACGCGAAUCUAUUAACAUUACCGCGGUAAUAUCGUUAACGCGUCGUUUUCGUAACGACCGCGCAGUUUUAAUGGGACACCGGUAUACGCGGUGCCCAUCGGGCAUCUGUUAACAUAAAAUAAUAUCGUAAACUCUGUACCGCGUACAACGCGCGAAUUACGUACGGAUUAUUUCAUAUGGGCGCGUUACACGCUCGAAAACAUAAAUUGCACGUGUGUAAUAACGUGUGACUAUUCGUGUACAUUUAUCGUUUGAAAAAUUUAAUGUACUUAACCGUAAUUGUAGGACGCGAUAUAAUUAUAUAUGCGUUCCGAUUCUGAGCGCAGCGAGGGACUCGUAUUAUACGUAUUGUUGGUUCUAUCGGAAAUACAUCGAAAAUUUAUUAAAAAAAAAAAAAAAAAAAAAAUGUCUGUCAAUGACCUCGCGUACAGUGCAUGUAUAACGAUAUAAUAAUAUAGGGUUUUUUGUGCGUACGAAUCGAAAUCGAUACGAUAUUAUGUAAUUCCGAUAAAAAUUAUACGAUAUUUAUACGAAUAUUUCCGUAUAUACAAACCGACCGGUUUUCGUUUGUUUUCCACUGUGCGUAUUUUGUAGGCGUGUACGUAUAUACGUAUAAAUUUACGAUUUUAUUUCGCUGACAACUCGUAUGUGUAUAUCAGCAAAAACAUUCUGUGAAAACGGUUCAAUUUUCGAAUAUUAUUUUUGCAUCCACGGUACCCGCAAUAUACACACGAAUACUCGCGUUAGGAAAACAUAUAUUUGUACAUAAUAUUGACUUUAAAUCAUUUUUGAUAAUUCAACCGUAUUCAAAAUUUGCGUAUAAUAACAUUAAGCAGAUGUACAACGUAUAAUAUCGUAAUAUUCCUACGCAAUUAUUGUCACUGACGGCGGAUUCAGCGUUAGUUUACGGUCAGGGCACUCGCCUUAUAGAUUUAACUAGGAGGCACCCGAAUGUAAUUUUAUAUUUUUUUUUCGUGCUUGGCUUUUGACUCGAAAAAUAAAUGCAGAUUUUUGUCACAUCGAAUUUCUCCGGUGUAUUUCAACUGCUCUAGUGAGAUCCCUGCGAAAUAUCGGUGCCUAUCCCACCAGUUUAUAAUGUAGUGAUCCCGAUUCAAAAUGCCGAGUCGCAGUAACAACAUAAAAGGGUUCUGAUAGUAUUACAACACCUACGACGCCCUUACGAAAAUACGAAAAUAAUAUCCGAUUUUGAUAAGAAUAUCGUUGUACAACCGAGCAAACGCGGCCGUCGGUCGGUUCAUCGUUAAAAUAUUUUAAUCGUCGCCGUUUUGAGAAAACAAUUUAAGACGUAUUAGGUUACCGGUUUAUGGUAUACAUAAUUGUAUAAUAUAGUCCGCGUAACAAUAUAUUUUGUUCUACUCUGCAGCGCGUUUGAAAAAAAAAAAAAACACAAAUUAUCGCUACACGGAUGAUUAGUGUAAUUUUAUAGUGUCAAUGUCGUCGUUUAUUUUAUUUUAUUUUUUUUUUAAUUUCGCUUACAUUCAAAUUCGUAAUGUUAUUUUAUUGCAGCAAUCAGUUCGAAACUAAUCGCGGACGAUUCGAUUUUAAUUAAUUUACCCACUCGAAUGCGGUUCUCUCGAAACGAGAAAAAACCUAAUAAAAACCUAACCGUUGUUCCCACGUACAUAUGAGUAGCGUGACUCGUUAAAAUUGAAUUCGUAAAGCGAUACGAUCACCAACGGCACCCACCGCGUUUUUCAUUGUUCUUGAAAAUUGUAGCCGAAUGUAUGCACACAUAAUUUUAUAAUAAUUAUUAUACUAUUAUACCACACUAUACGAAUUACCCCUUAAUUCCGUACAUUGUCUGAGUGGUUUGGCGUAGGUUUUCAAAAUUUUCUCCGAUUUUGUAAAAUUUGAAAAUUGUUUUUUAAUAUUUUAAUGAUAUAGCUUUUCCGCUAAUCUACCGCACGGUACCCAUUUCAGGGGAAGGGGUACGGCCGUUUUUACAGACGAAUAUGGCGUUUUACACGGAAAUUCCAGACGAAAAUAUAAUCGAUUUGGGUUCAACGGUUCUUUUUUUGUUUUUUAAUUUUUUUAAAUUAAAAGCCGUCUAACUCGAACCCUAUACAUUUUCGUCUAGGAGUCCGGUAUAAAUAUCGUGUUUUGUCAUUGUUAUUUUUUAGAACGCAAAUGUUUGUAAUUUGAAUAUCGUAACAUGCUAACGAAAACCAGAAAAAUCGCAAUCUCCAUACCGACUGAAUCUUAUACACAUAAUAUAUUACAUUGAAAUUUGAUGGCGGAUCAUUUUCAAACCGAAAUACAAGCACACCCCUCGAUCCGCAGUAUAUUAUAACCGACUAAACUAACCGUGCGGUUAUAAUAAUUUGCGAUGCGGGUCUCUCUCUUCUCUCUCUCUCUCUCUAUGUGCAAAUAUUCAAAUAAAGACUCGCGGUAAAGGACCCGGUAAUAAAUAAUAAUAAUAAUAAUAAUAAUUUUGUAACCGAUAAUUAUUUGUCUGUUUGGCGUUAUAUUAUGCAACGUUAUAUAUAUAUUAACUAUACGAUAUUUACAUAAUAACAUUAUGCGAACCCCCUUUUAUUAAUUUCGAAUGUUUCAAUCGAUAACGAUACGCCACGGUGGACGGUAUAUUUAAACCGCGAAUACAAACAAAUUAAUUAAGCAAUUUUUAUUAAUACCUAUUUUUUAUAUUAUAAAUAUUUCAAAACAAUUAUACGCCUAAUUAAAAUUAUUGUUACAAAGUCUGUUUGUUUCCGUACGCGCGGUGUAAACGUUGUAUUAUGGCCGUAUCAUUUUUUUUUUUUUUUUUCUAUUACUAGUUGAUCUUGCACGGUAUUGCCCGUGACGAAUUCAAUGGCCGUGGAUUUGUCCCCUUUGAAACUCCAUUAAAAUUCAGCACUAGGCUACAUAUAUUUUUAAUACGGUUAUUCGGGUUGUUUAUUGCGUUUUAAAUUUCAAAAUUAAAUUAAACGGAUUUAGUUUUGUCGAGCGUUGAUCAGCAAUCAAAAUUACAACGAAACUAACAAACAAUGUUCAAUAGAUACCAUAGAUAUAUUUUAUCAUAUAGAUACCACAUCAUCGACAAAAAUAAUAAUCGUAUUUACUUUGUUACCGAGGUGAUCGAAUCAACAAAAAUUAUACCACAAAAUACCAAAAUCCCUGUGUCAGCUAUCAUUUAGGGGUUGAAUUUUAGAACUUUCAAUAGCUACAAACCUUUUCCGGACCACGUGGAACAUUUUGCAGAAAACCCCGUUAAAAUCGGUCCAAUAGUUUUUCAGUCUAUAACGGUCAGACAUUCAUUUUUAUACGUAGAGAUAUAUAUCAUAUGUAUGGAUAGCCAUAUUAUAUCCAUUAGCCAGCCAUACAUAAAUAAUUAUUGUACAAUAAUUCGUUAGUAACGGUAGAAUAAAAACCGAAAAAGAUGCGGUCGGAUGCGAUCGGGAAUGAUACGAGGACAGGCGGCGUGUGCGAGGUGGGAGAUCGGGUCAAGUAGUUUAGAACGAGGGCGGCCGACCCCGGAAUAGUCGGGACGGAGGCGAAGGAGAAGUAAUAACAACAAUGUAGCGCGACAAAAUUAUUAACUUAUUUAAAUCGUUUAAUUAACUUGUUUGUAUUCACGGUUUAAAUCGCCCGGAAAAUGUGCACGCUGCCCGGGAUUCCGCAUUUCCCGGUAACGUACGUAUUGAUAAUGUUUAUAAUCGACUGUGUUGUGUGCGGUAUUAUUGUUUCGCAGGCGACGGGAAUCUGCAUCUGAACGUGGUGACCACGGGAUCCGACGAACGGCUGACCCGGCUGAUCGAACCGUUCGUCUACGGGUGGACUCGCGAUUGUCUGGGAAGCGUCAGCGCCGAGCACGGCAUCGGUUUGACCAAAACCGACUAUCUGGAGCACACCAAGAGCCCGGAGGCCGUCCGCCUGAUGAGGAGCCUGAAAAAGACCAUGGACCCCGGGUGCAUACUGAACCCGUACAAAGUGAUUCCGCAGACCUGCGGCGGCGGCGGCGGCCGGUAAACCCGAGGAUUAUAAAAUAAAAAAAAAAUAAAUAAAUAUAAAAAAAACCGUAUAUAUAUAUGUAUAGCUACGUUAUAUUAGCGCCGCGGGGAAUAACGUUAACCCGCCCCUACGUCCCUCCAUCCCAACCCCUCUCGGUAUAAUGCGUAGUCGCGCGUAAUUCCUUUUUGUGCGUUACGCCGCGGCCCGGAGCGGGGAACUAUAGCACGCGGGUUUCGCCGCUCAAAGGCCGGACGUAUAUGUGUGCAUACCUAUACCUACCUAUAAUAAUAAUAAUACCUAUACACAUUAGAAUGUAAUAAUAUUUCCUGAAUCAAUGGGCGUGUGUGUAUAUAGUGCGAUGUGUUAUGCGGAAUGCAACGGAGCGGGAAGGAAAAAGAAAAGUAUAACUCGCGUCUACCCAGAGAACGAAAAAGAGAGGAAGAGGGAGAGUGAGACGGAAAACGAGGAUCGUUCAAAAAUGGUAUUUUUUUUUUUUAACCGUUCUACCCGUACAUAAAAAACUAAAUAAAUAAAUAAAGCCGUUGCUUUGUAUUUUAUAAUUUAAGCUUCUGGAAAACAAAAAUAAAAAAAAAAAUUCCACCAUUUUUUUUUCCCCUCUAUAUCCUUUAAAUAAAUACGUACCUACACGUAUAUAUACGCGAUACAUAAUACGCAUAUACGGGGAGAGGGGUGGCGGGUGGAGGGAGCGGCGAUCGAAAUUCCACGUUAAACAGCCUCGCGAUUUAUUAUUUAUGUACACGCCGAAUUCCCGUUUCCCGCGAACACACACAACGCGAAAGCUUUAUUUUUUUUUUUGCCAAACGAAAAUAUUAUGUAGACGUUUGUUUAUUUAUACGGGCGAGCAAUCUAAACCCGGCAUUUAUAACAAUAUAUUAUAUUAAUAAUAAAACAACUAUAAAACGCGGAUUUCCAAACGUUUAUGUACGACGGUAUCGUUGUGUUCGACCCGCAAAGCCAAAGCGAAUUGAAUUACGUAAGCAAACAUGUUUUCGUUGUUUUACGAUCGCGCCGAUUGUAUCGCACGGCAAUCACGCGGUAUCGCAACAACAACAAUAAUAACAAUAAUAACGACAAUUAUUCACCGUACACAAUCGACGGAACGUUUUUAAUUGCUGUUAAGUAUAGUUAAAGUGUGUUUGCGCCAAUACGUAAUAAUAUAACGUGUGUAUACAAUGUUUAACGAUCACCGGAAUCAAAUAUUGUAGGAAUCAAUAAAAUUUAAUAUUAUUACCGUGUUGCUUUAUAUACACAUAGAUAGAUGUCUAUAUUAUACUGUUGAUAAUCGUCUAUCGUUAUUUAUCGGCUACUGUUAUUUUUUACGCGUUCUUUUUACUUUACGUAUACACACGAACACACACAAGAGGUCAGUUAUGUUACGUUAUACCGCGAGCGGUCGUGGAAAUCGAUUAGAAAAAAAAAAAAAAAAAAAAACCAACCAUUUUACCGACAAAUAUUACGGGCACUCUAAUCGUGCACGUUUGUAAUCGAAAAUUCCAAAUUUGUAAACCACUCCGGGACCCGGUUAAAAUCGAUUUUUUUACUUCGGCCGCGCUAACGAAGCGACGCGUAAUUAGUUGUGUAUAGCUGAUAACAAUUGUGAUGUUCUGUAUUUCUUUCUGAUUCGAUAACGACGAAGUGGGUUUGAUGUUUUAAACAAGUGCAGCAUACAAGUUGAAAACGAUGACCUUUUUUAAUUCCGUGUGUAUAAAAAAAAAUUCAACGCAAACUAAACAAAUACGACACGUAUGUAUGUAUUUUUUAUUUUUCUUUUAUUUGAUCUUGGCACUUGUUUAUAAAGCGUAGUUACGCAGAAUAUUAUAUUAUCGUAAAUAUUAUAUAGAAUCCGAUAUCAAUCAUUCGCGAGUUUCGAACAAUAUAAUAAUGUACUACGGGUAACUAUAAGAAUGCAAAAUAUUUGCACACAUUUUACAAUAUAACAAACAAAGACUGCAGCGUGCGUAAUAUUUCAAAUAAAACGCGAAUCUUUACUCUUUUUUUUUUUACCCCUCUCUCAUUCUUUCCUUUUUUUUUCUCUCUAAUAAAAUACGACACGUUCUUCGCGAUCGUCCAUAAAUAUAAUAUCCUGCAGCGUACGUGUUUCUCUUCGCUAUACGACGACCGGAAAGAACGACGACCGCGUUUUGCAUUGUGGGACGCGAAUUAUUAUUAUUACGAAUAUCGUUUCUGUAAUAAUAUCGUAACGACGACGGUUGCCAAUUUCCACGCACCGGGACCAUGUGUAUUACAGGCAAAAGUACAAAGGCGACCGUAUAUAAUGUCUUAUUUAUAAAAAGCCAGUCUGUGUUUGUCUGUCUGUCUGAAACACUUGUGCUCUUGUAUAAUUCGAACCGUGCGUUGGUGCGUUCGGGUUAAAUUUGGAGUUUCAAUACAAAUAACAACGUGUUCAAGGAGGAGAAUAUUUUCGAGCGUUGUGCAUGCAUAGCUUUGAAAAAUCGUCUUACGAAAAAGUCAUCAGCCAUAAUUUCGCAUUUUUUGAUUCCGAGUGGAGCGAUGAAUAUAUUGGUUUUACAAUGGUAUUUAUUCUAUUUUUUCUGCAGACAACUUUUCUACCAGCAAUCUCGUUCCGAAUCACAAUGAUAGCAUUUUUUCUGAAAGGAAAUCUGAAUGGGAUGGUACUUUAGGAUGAUCGUUUUUUAAUUUCCCCAGAAGUUUUCCCAAUACGUGGGAAAAAAACGAAGGAAAAGCUACGGGAAAAUAGGUACAAUAUUAUUAAAGAAAAUGUUUAACGCAUAUUGUGUAAUUAUUUUACCAUAAUAUGGCAUUAAUAAUGUUGACAAAACAACACACAACCGAACUCUGCUCAAAAUCGUUUUAUUCAUUAGCAACGGUUAAUCGUUGCGUAUACAGAUAUAAAUUAAAUUUCUCCUCUACUGGCUUCCCAACUUCUCGCCUAUAACAGUAGCCCGUCCACGGGCGGAGUAUGUCCGUCUUGUUCUUCGUCAAACUCCGGUUACAAUUAAACGCACGGAUUUUAUUUAUCUAUACACGGUCGAAAACCCGUCGGAUAUCGUUGCGGUAUUUCGAAAUGCACUUCAGUCCUCGGUGUAUUCUGUAAAGGUUAUAAUUUAUAUAACUAGGAUGAUUAAACGAACGGAUUAAAUUCGACAAUAUUUCCAUCGUUAUACAGACGGUGCGACGAAUAAAAAAAAAAAAAAAGCUUAAUCGAUUUUAAUUAUACCGUCGUCGGUUAUAUAGAUGUACGUUAAUAAUAUAGGUAUUUUAAAUAUUGUACUAUAUAUAUAUAUAUGUUCGACGCUCCAUCAUUCUGCUAGAAUUUCAAUAAUUCGCACUCUCGUAUAGCAUAAUAGUAUGUAAAUACUGCGCAAUAUUAAAUAUAAUUAUUUGGACGACAACGUAAAUAUUUAGCGAUAAUAUACCUAUUAUUUUUGUUGAUUUAUUUAGAAUCGUUUAUUGUGUCUCGUAUAUUAGCUACGUGGUAUAUUAUUGUUAUGUACGGCGUGUCCUGCCGCGUGUAAUAAAAUGACGAAUUCGUGUACACUAUGUAGUUAAACCGAAUUGCAUUAUAAUAAUACGCAUUAAUUAUAUAGCUUAUAGGUAAACCGCGCAACAAUAAUUCAUCGCCCGCUGCUACUGCAAUAUUCUUUAAAAAAUGUGACGCGUUAAAAAAACAAAAAAAAAAACAAAAAAAAACCCGAAACAAAAAUAUCAGUUUCGUAUUAAAUUAUCGUUUUAACCUAAAUUAAACACGCAAACAGUUUCGAACAAAUACACAUAAAAGAUAUAAUAUUGUAAUAACGCGUGUAAACCGAAUCAAUUGAAAUUGAUAAAUCGAUAGCAUAUAAUAUAUCGGUAUGUACGUGAUGUUGUAACCGAACAAUAUAUAAUAUUAUUUUAUUAUUAUUAUAUUAUAAUAUUAUAUUUUGUGUAUUCGUUUACAACACAAUGUUUUAUUAUUAUUGUUACAACAUUUUUACCCGUAACUUAUACUGCGAUAAAUAAUAUUACGUACGUAACGCAAUGUAAUAUUAUAUUGUUGGCAUAAUAUAGGUGCUGUAUAUGCGAUUUCGCAUAAUAUUUUACAUUUUGCCGUACCAUUGUACAUUAUUAUUAUGUUUUAGCGCGUAAAUAAAAAUUUAGGCUACGCGAAAUACACGAGCUACAUUUUAUAAUAUACAGAUACAUUGGAUUUUGUUAUCAGUUGUUGUCGGCCAUUAUUUUCCGGUUCGAUGUAAACAAUGCGGGAUUUGAAAGGAGCGGACGAAGGCCGAAGCGGUUUAAAUAAUAUUAUUAUAAUGUAUUUCGAUAGUAUAUUUAAAAUAUAUAGACGUUAAAAUGUUGCGUUUUUUUUUUUUUUUUCUUUAUGUAUACAAAAUUAAAGACGACGCGUCAAACUUUACCGUGAGUCGUUUGGCCAUUGUUAAAACAACAAUAAUAAGUGAGAUGAUUAUCAAACACGAUCGACUCGUGUUUAUAUAAUAAAAUUACGUGUAAAUUCAAAUUUCAGAGUUUUCAAGUAUAUGAUAUGUAUACUGGUAUUUUUCGCAACAUUCGAGGUGCGUUCGGUAGCGAAACCGAUUUUUGCGUUUCAAACGAGAACCUGCACGUGUUUUAAAGGGAUUGGAAGCGACGAGUUUCUGUCUUUGUCUUACACGCAUACGACAUAGGGAUUUAGACGUGUAUUAUUUCCGACGUACCGAUUGAUCUAGUGGAGCGAUAAGAAUUUUGAAAGCAGAUUUGAAUUUGCCGUGAAAUCUACUUGAGAUCGACUUUUCGACUUUUUUGGAUUUUGAUUUUAAUUUCUCAAAAAAUCUAAAUAUUCCAGUUUUUCAAUUACUCUUUUAUUAAUAUGGCUUUUUUUAGAACUUGAAGAGAUAAAUUUAAAAAAGAGCUAAUACUAGGGAUGGGAGCGGCCACUGUUGUAAAUGAAAAGUCGAGAAAGUAAGAUAAAUAAGGUUAUUUCAUUUAUAUCUGUAAGCAAAGAUAAACCAUUGCUUGAUGAAAGACGAUUCCGAGUGCAGUUCGGUAAUACAUAAUUUGAAGUGCCGUAUUUUAUUCGCAAUUUACAUUGAAAUUUGAUUUCAAAACGCUAAUUAAAAAAAAAAAUCGUCCAAUAAUUUUGGAAACUUAACCACGUCUAGAUAAGUUCAAUAUGAGUAUUAUUACUACUAUCAAACUUUGAGGGUAGAAAAGAAUGGCGCGAAAACUGGACAUCAACAGAUGUAAAAAAUAGUGGUCUAGUGUCAGACCCUAAUAAAGGUGUAGAAGGCAUGGAUUUACCACGAGAUGUAUGGUCCGUACUUAAUAGAAUCCGAACUGGUCACGGCCGGUGCGGCUCCAUGAUGUCCAAAUGGGGUCUUAAGGACAGCCCUACGUGUGACUGCGGUCACGAUAACCAAACAAUUCACCAUAUUGUGGAAGAUUGCCCGAAAAGGAGGUUCAAUCGGGGCAUUGAGGGAAUUCAUGUGGCAAAUAAUGAAGCAUUAGAAUGGAUUCGAGAACUAGACAUUGCCUUAUGACUAUGGAUUUUAUCUGUAAAUAAUGACCACGUGCCCCUACUUUUAUUAUUUAUUUAAUUUAUUUUCAUUUUAUAUAUUCAUUAUUAUUUAUUAUUAUUUAUAUAUUCAUAUAUUCAUUUUAUAUUUUUAAUUGUAGUUAUUUUUAUUUUUAUUUUAUAUUCAUGAUUUAUAUUCGAUAUAUAUUGUGGCCUCAACUGUGUUGAUUUGUACUCCAGCCAUACGAAAUAAUAAAAAGUAUUAUUACUAAGUUUCAAGUCUCUACAUGUAUUUAUAACCAAAUUACAGCAAAAAACCCCCCAACAAUUAAAAUAUAUUAAAGCUCAAAAAAUUUGGCGAUGAUACUGUAAGAAAUUAAAUAAAAAAGGC
This is a messenger RNA of Cinara cedri, 38460 nucleotides long. Lineage: Eukaryota; Metazoa; Arthropoda; Insecta; Hemiptera; Aphididae. The record is from the annotation of a GenBank genome assembly.